AUGGCAGCAAGAACUGUUCGCUUGUUUCAUGACCGUGUUAAUGAUGCAGGAACUAUGUCGGCAAUGACUGAUUUUGCCGGACAGAGGAAAUCUAAGGUUGGAGGAAGAAAACCACUUGGUGAUCUAUCCAACUCAGUGAAACCCAUUGAUCCAGUAGAUGGAGGAACUACGUCUUCAAAGACUGAUUUUGCAGGACAGAAGAAAUCUAAAGUUGGAGGAAGAAAACCACUUGGUGAUCUAUCCAACUCAGUGAAACCUGUUGAUGUAGUAGAUGUAAAGAAAGUCCUCAAUGGUUCAUUUAACACUGUUAAACCCUCUUUAAGUCAGACGACAAAUCUGCCGAAGUCCAAGAACAAACCUGCCAUUCUGAAUAAGGAAGUUGUUUCUGCCAAGGAGAAGAACAUUGAAGUCGACAAAAAACCUGGAAUCAAAGCUUCUAAGAAAUCAAAUAUUGGUGGCAGGAAAGUACUUUCUGACAUUUCAAACUCAGAAAAGGCACACGUUCAUAAUGUGAUAAAUAAGAACAGCCUGAAUACAAGUUCUUUCACAGGGAAAGAUCUUCAUCCUGAUGAAAUUGCUGAAGAGCGAAUGUUCCACAAUCAUCAGAAAUGUAUAGAAUCACGGACUCAAAUAUUGAAUGUGCAUCAUUUUUUUGAGGAUGAUUCAGACGAUGACAUGAAAAUUUCCUUUGAACCGCUUGUAUUUCGUAACAAGUCUGAGAGCCCAUUAUUCAAAUUGGAGGAGGUGCCUGAAGAGUUUAUUCCUGAUACGCCGCCUCGAUCUGCUUGGCAUGGUUCCCCAGUAUACUGCAAGAGUCCAGAGUUUUCAAGCUGUACAAUGUGGGAUGACUUGGCUGUGGAUUUCAAGCUGCUGAUGGAUUCACCCAAGCGGACCCAAAUUGUAUAA
Lathyrus sativus (Indian pea) is the source of this 906-nucleotide messenger RNA. The record is from the annotation of a GenBank genome assembly. NCBI's taxonomy places the organism in Eukaryota, Viridiplantae, Streptophyta, Magnoliopsida, Fabales, Fabaceae.